CUUGAGAAACAUCCUGAAAACUCACUAUCACUGAAGAGACAAAACCACUGGCAAAAUGAUGGACCAUUUUUGGCUUCAAAUCCUCUCUCUUGCAGGACUCCUGUCAUUAACUCUGUGUAAACCACAAGAGUAUAUUCUGUACAAGCAGAUAAAGACGUGGGAAAAUGCACAGAGUUACUGCAGGACACACCAUUAUGAUCUGGCCACCGUUCAGACUGAUGAAGACUGGACAAGUCUGAAAGAAGCUGCAGAUGAACAACAGUUUUCUUCAUUUGCCUGGAUCGGACUGUUCAAUGACAUCAACGGCUGGCGCUGGUCUUAUAACGAGGAAAGUCUGGUGUUCAAGUCCUGGGGUCUUGUCCAGCCAGAUAACUACGGUGCAGGAGAGGAGUGUGUCACCAUAGCUUUUGACGGAAAGUGGUUUGAUUUCUACUGCACCAGUGAAAUAUAUUUCGUGUGUUACGAUGAGAACACAAACAGAACAGCUAAACUGGUGCUAAGCAAGACCCAAAAGACAUGGCUCGAUGCUCAGAAGUACUGCAGAGAUCAUUAUACAGACCUGGCUAUCGUUAGGAGUCAAGCUGACAAUGACCAGAUAAUUCAGUUGCUAAAUAUUUUUAUGGCUCCGGUCUGGAUCGGAUUGUACAGAGACUCUUGGAAGUGGUCAGAUCGGGCCAACUUUACUUCUUCAACCCAAAACGCUGUUCAAAAACUUGUCGGGUCGAACCAAGACUGUGCUACUAUAAAUUAUUGGCGUGUAAUUGAAGAUAGACUUUGCACUACGACUCAUUAUUUCUACUGUAACACUGUCAAGAGGAACAGGCAGGUGAUCCGAGUGCAGGUGAAAGCUGCUGAGAAUGCUAAUGAGGAAAGAUUGAAGGCGCUCGUCUUAAACAAGUUAAAGCAGACGCUGAGCGAUGAAGACGUCACACUGACAUGGAGGACGCAACCCAACGGGAAAGUCUUCCAGAAGAACAGGACUGUACCGAAAUGUAGUGAAGCAAACCCUUCCUCCGUUUGCUAAGUCAUGUUCUUCAUUGGAGUGAAAUUUAUCUAGCGAUUCAAUUUAUCUACAGAUAUCUGAAUUACUGCAUUACAUUAGCAAUUUAACAAAGCAAUUUGUCAAGAAUACAUUUAUAUAUAUUAAUUUUACAUUUAUUCAUUUUGUAGACAGAUAUGUUGCCUAAAUAUGAGCUAACAAUAUGACCGUUACCUUUGUCUUCAUUAAGAAUAAAUAAAGACCUUUGGGAGGAUAAAAUAACUGCAUCAAAACUUCUCAUAAAUGCAUACUGCAGAUUAAAAAACGCAUGCAGCAAAAAACGUUUGUGAACUCUCAAUGCUUCACAUAAAUACACACAACAACUUUACAUUUAAAACAGAGUCAUUUGCAUUUGUACAUUGAUUCAGACACGUCAUGUGAAAAAGAAAGGACACCCUAU
This is a messenger RNA of Sinocyclocheilus rhinocerous, 1439 nucleotides long. RefSeq names its product macrophage mannose receptor 1-like. Bases 56 to 1024 code for a protein of 322 amino acids. The record is from RefSeq and is a predicted model, not a curated record. NCBI's taxonomy places the organism in Eukaryota, Metazoa, Chordata, Actinopteri, Cypriniformes, Cyprinidae. The transcript is spliced from 6 exons.